AUGACGGCCAUUUCUAGUCUCACCAAGCUCCUAAGCUGCAUGCAAGGCCUGGACUAUGUGUUACUCGUGAUCACUCUGUCCACUCUUUCUUGGUACACUUGGCUUUACAUCAAAUCCAAACGGCAGUCCCAUCCAUUGCCGCCGGGACCUUGUGGUCUUCCCGUAGUCGGUAACCUCCCAUUUCUCAAACCAGAGCUUCACACUUACUUCCAUGGACUAGCUAAAGAGCACGGUCCUAUAUUCAAACUCUGGCUCGGCGCUAAGCUGGUAAUCGUUGUCAACUCCUCUGAGCUGGCCCGGGAGAUUCUCAGAACCAAUGACGUCAUCUUCGCAAACCACGAUGUCAGUGCGGUGGGUGUGGUUAACAUGUACGGUGGUAUUGACAUCGCCUUGUUACCGUAUGGACCGAAGUGGAGGAUGCUGAGGAAGAUAUGUGUUAAUAGACUACUGAGCAACUCCAGGAUGGAUGCAUCUGCUAGCCUACGCCGCGUAGAGACACGACGAACGGUUAGGUAUCUGGCGGAUCAGGCUCGGGUCGGGUCACCGGUUAACCUAGGAGAAAUUUUUUCGCGGAUGAUAUCAAAUGUCAUGACGCAGAUGUUGUGGGGCGGUACAGUUGAAGAAGAAGAGAGGGAGAUUAUUGGAGCAGAAUUUUCAGAAUUGGUGACGGAGAUAACCGACCUCUUGUUGAAGCCAAAUGUCUCCGACUUUUUUCCGGUAUUGAGCCGGUUCGAUCUUCAGGGUUUAGCUAAGCGUAUGCAAGGACCGACUGAGAGGAUGGACCGGCUUUUUGACCGGGUGAUCAAUAAACACCUGGGGAUGGAUAGAGAAAGUGAAGGCAAGGGUAAUGACUUUUUGGAGGUUUUGUUGAAAAUCAAAAAUGAAAAUGAUGAGAAUGCAAUCUUGGACAUGAAUGAUGUCAAGGCAAUGCUCAUGAGGUUUUUGUGUAAUAGGAAAUCUUACUUCGCCGGAGAGAUGGGUGAUAACGGGAUCCUCCCGGCAACAUAA
Microthlaspi erraticum is the source of this 1008-nucleotide messenger RNA. The record is from the annotation of a GenBank genome assembly. NCBI's taxonomy places the organism in Eukaryota, Viridiplantae, Streptophyta, Magnoliopsida, Brassicales, Brassicaceae.